CGAUCUAAUCGGUCCAUUCUUAAACACUUGCAGCGCUUUGCUAGCGCAACCCUGUUCAUCGCAUUGGUUCAUGUUAUAGAAAAUACAGUUCGUUUUAUUUAUUAAGGCUUCGAUGAUGCAAAAAACAAACAGAAAAUGUCACUUUUUCUUUGGUUUUGAAUAAAUCCAAGUUGUGUUUUAACACGAACACAUUUGUGAACUAGCACUAUGCAGCCGAUUAAACCUAGCAGCUGCUGCUAGCUUGCUAAACUGACCGGUGAUCAUGGAUCUGAAUUUUUACCCCGAUCUCUCUGACGGGUCUGGUCAGCAUGUGGAUUCAGAGUUCAUGGAUAACUCGUCUUACAAUGGAUACGAUUCCGUGAACAAAUUUGCAGGUGGCAGUGAUUCAUACCUCACCAUCAGCGGGCCUGGCCAUCAUUUUCUUUCAUCUGAGCAAACGUUCCAUACACCCAGUUUGGGAGACGAAGAGUUUGAAAUCCCACCCAUCUCCCUAGAUCCAGAUUCUGCUCUCACCAUAGAGGAUGUGGAAGCUCAUUUCGGAGAGCUGGCCGAACAGGCCGGGAGCUCGAGGGGUCCUGGAGUCGGAAGUGGUCUCGCUAGAAAUUCUGUGGUGGGGGGGAACGAUCCCUCUUUUGCAUCGACUUUCAUGAAUCCAUCAUCUCGGGGGAUGGACCACCUGAAUUUGAGUGUCAUUAACCAGUCAGGGGAAAGUGCUCUACUGAGCGCAUCUCUGGGUGUGGAUCUGGGGCAUUCGGUUGGCUCCCAUUUCAAUAGUUCCUCCUCCAUGACUAUUGAUGUUCCAUUAAACGAUAUGAACCACAGUCUCCUAGGACACAACCAGCUCACUACCAUAGACCAUUCAGAUCUAAGUGCUCAUUUAGGGCUCAGCCUUGGUGGUGGAGCCGGCGUGUCAAAGUCACCUGACCAGCCGCUGUCAACCACGCCAUCUCCUUCUGGCUCGCUGCAGGAUGAAGACAUGGAAGACUUUAGACAAAAAACCAUGCUGGUGGACUCCUCCGCGAUCAUGACCCACGUCUCAAGCUUGACGGGUUCCGUGCAGAUCUCCAGCGCUCCUCCAGCUGUCGUGAGAAGGAUGGGUGGCAAGCCGACCAUGGUGCCCGGGACUAAUGUAGACGUGGGAACGGUGCUUGGUCCUAAGAAAGGGCGGAAGAAAAAAGAUCCUAAUGAACCGCAGAAACCGGUGUCCGCUUAUGCUCUGUUCUUCAGAGACACCCAGUCGGCCAUUAAAGGCCAGAACCCAAAUGCCACGUUUGGGGAGGUGUCGAAGAUCGUGGCAUCCAUGUGGGACAGUCUCGGAGAAGAGCAGAAACAGGUGUACAAGAAGAAAACUGAGGCAGCGAAGAAAGAGUAUCUUAAAGUGUUAGCCGCCUACAGAGCAAAUCAGCUCUCCAAGCCCUCACCCGAGCUGGAGGAUAAUGCUCCCUCCACUCCUCCAUCCGCCCCCUGUCCCACACCCGUCGCCACUGCCCCUUCCCGUCCCGCACGAAUCACCCCCACCCCUGACCAGAACACCAUCACCAACAUCUGCACGUCCAACAUCAUCCUCGACCUGCCUCAAGUCACCACCCGCUCCCGCACGGGCUCUUUACCCCUGACCAUCGGUCAACCCCUGCCCACUAACCCCAGCCCAGCACCCACCGUCACCAAAAUCAUCAUCUCCAAGCAAAUGUUACAGGGAGGCGCACAGCUCCAUCAGAUCCCCACGUCCAUGGUGACGGUGAUUCCAGCUGCGAUACGAUGCGUGCAGCAGUCCGCUGGCCGGCAGCCUCCACCGCUCCAGCAGAUGCAGGGCACCCCUCCUCCACCGCGUCUGCAGCAGAUGGUACAAACGCAAUUCCCGCCUCCUCUCCAGCCCAAGCCCCACGGAGGGGCGGGAAGUUCUUUGGCUGUCACUGCUACGCCGCCGCCUCCUCUCCAGAUAAAGAUUGUCCCUGCUUCUUUACAUUCUGACUUGUCCGCGCCGAUUAUUGUGACUACAGCAACAAGUGCCAACCCUGUUAUUUCCUCGUCCAGCCUCGCCGCCUCGACACAUUCCACACCUGUCGAGUUGCAGGUGGACCAACCAGUCACCGGGGAAAAUGAGAUCGUGACGGAGGAACUCGCCUCAGAGGAGAUGGAGAUGGAGGUCAGCGUUGCUCCCGCAGCCUCCUCUUCUGGUACUAAUAUCUGCGUCCGUGCAGGAUGCACAAACCUGGCCGUGGACAGUCGAGACUGGGAUAAGGAAUAUUGCAGCAACGAGUGUGUAGCCUCACAUUGCAGGGACAUUUUCAUGGCCUGGUGCUCGAUAAGGGGCCAGAACUCAGCCGCUGUCAAAUAAAUGAAACGUUUCAAUCUUUUGUAAGUCAAGAUGAUGGAAUUCUACUGGAUCUAUGGAUCAACUGUAGUGUUUUGUUCCAUUUAAAGUGUGGAAUCAACGGUGGAAAAAAAAGAGUCUCUUUUCUUCUAUUGUAAACGGACAGCGUUUGUUACAGCAGUGGAAAUCUAAGGCAGUCAAGUGUGUUUGGGUUAAAUGUAUAACUGAUUAUACUUUGCAGAGCUCAUGUUGUGACUGAAGGCUUUGUUUCUCCAUUGAAGCUGUUUGAUCAUGACCUACAUUGAGUAUUGUACUUUAAUCAGACCUUGCUGCAGUGAUUUAUUUUUAUAUACACACAUCGCUAGUAUUUGCGUAAAAGUGAGAAAUCGUCACAAUUAUGCUUCAGACAAGUUUGAGAUGUAGAAGAAUAAUGAAUACUUAGUUUUGUUUUUAUAUCAUUUACACAUUUUGUGUUGAGAGUGUCUUAGAUAUACCUGGAGAUGCUCUCGUGUAAAAUCUCAUGGGCUUUUGUUUUGAAAAAAAAUCUGUUGCUGACUUUUUAAUGGUGUAACUCGAGUAUUAAUAAAGUGCAGCCAAAAGUGAA
This is a messenger RNA of Triplophysa dalaica, 2918 nucleotides long. It is a transcript of the gene tox4a, whose product is annotated as TOX high mobility group box family member 4 a. Gene Ontology annotation, cellular component: nucleus. NCBI's taxonomy places the organism in Eukaryota, Metazoa, Chordata, Actinopteri, Cypriniformes, Nemacheilidae. The record is from RefSeq and is a predicted model, not a curated record. The transcript is spliced from 10 exons. Gene Ontology annotation, biological process: regulation of transcription by RNA polymerase II. Gene Ontology annotation, molecular function: chromatin DNA binding. The coding region runs from base 263 to 2338 and encodes 691 amino acids.